Eruca vesicaria subsp. sativa (arugula) is the source of this 1731-nucleotide messenger RNA. The record is from the annotation of a GenBank genome assembly. NCBI's taxonomy places the organism in Eukaryota, Viridiplantae, Streptophyta, Magnoliopsida, Brassicales, Brassicaceae.
CCCUAUUUUCUUACUUGUGUGUGCAACAACAAGCCCUAUCUAAAGCUAGAAAAGGCCUGGAUUCACGCACCGUCCACUCGUCAAGUAACGGCGUUAGAGGAAAGGGAAACGGCAGCGUUUGGUAGGUGAGAGAAGUAGAUCAGAUUGGGCUUUGUCUCCUAAUGCCACUCUCUUUCAAAAGCAUAUAUAGCACACAUAAUAAACGGUGUAAAUCAUCAUACUCACUAUUACAACAACAAAAGAAGUAAAGACAGAAAGAAAGAUUAUCUCUCUUCUCCGCUCAUCUCUGACGAGUUGUAUGGCAACCAGAUCAAAGAGCUUUCAGUUGAUCACCAGCCUAAGGAAGCUCGCUGUCAUCCCACGCGCUUCCUCACGCGCCACCGCCACUGCUCCCUUCACUUCACGGAGUGGUCAUUCCUCGGCUUAUGACAAGAACGUGGAGGAUGAAUUGCAGGCAACUGCAGUUCCUGAUGACGUCAUAAAGCCAGAUUCUGAUAAAUAUUGGUCUCCUCAUCCACAGACCGGAGUCUUUGGUCCCUCCACGACUGAUCAGAGUGACGCAGCCGAGGCUGCUCGUCAAGACUCGGCGGUGCUGGAGGAGACUGCUUGGUUUCGUCCCAUAAGUCUCGAGGACUCGGACAAGACUCACCAUGUUUAAGUCUCCCUUUCUCAUUCCGCUUGUUGUUUGUUUAAUGUUGUAAUAAGUUUCUAAGUGGACAAACUGUAUGUCAAGUAGUAGUAGUAUCCUGAAAAAACCUUCCAAGGUCUGUUAUGUCUCAAGGGUCCUUUUGUUUUCCCCGUCAAAUAUGUCUAAAGGUUUUAUCAUAUAACUCAGAUCGAACCAAAUCGAGUUGAUAAUAUUGAGUAAAUUAAUUAGCCAGCAGAAGAUUCAGCAAUUGAAAACACAGAAAGAAACUUUAACACUAAUAAACCUAAAGCUGGAACUAAAUCAAGGAGAAAGCUUUCUCAAGAGAGUGAAUAAUAUACAAAACGAACCAGUGGUAUCAUUGUUCUAACUCUUCACGUGAUCUGUACCAAUAAGUAACCAGACUCUCUCUACGUAAAUUGUUCUCCCUACGACUAACUUUCUCUCAAGAGUCAUCACAUAAUAAAAGCCUGAUGGUUGCUCAAAAAGACCCAUCACCCCCAUAAUUUUAAAUGCCUAAACGUGAUUCCCAAUCUAUGGAAACAAGACACAAGACAUGGUUAUAUGUUUUGUACCUGUAAAUCUCGUUUAGGCUUUGAGUACAGACCUCUGGUUACUGAUCUCUUACUCUCUCAUUAAAGGCUUUCACAGUGGCUUUGAUGGCGGUCUAUUUAUUUUCUCCAGUAAUCUGCUAAAUACUAGUUUGACAGGUAUGCAGGCCACGGUUGGUGGUCCAGGUAAUACUCGUCUGUUAGAUAGCUCGUGAGUCCCAUCCCCCAACGCCUUUAUCCCGUUGUGUGCUUGUUCAGUGCUGAAUGAUGAUAGUGCCCUGGUCUUUUGACUAGGGGUUGCGUUUGUGUUCUUCAUCAACUUCUUUUGCUGCUGCUGCUUUCUCUCUCCAGGUGGUCUUGGAAUGUGCAUUAAAUUGCUUUUCCUCAGCGAGUUAUCAUCAUUACUAAAGUUUCCCGAACCAAGUUUCUUAAAAAACGGUUUUCUUCCCUGAUUUGCCGGAGAAUAAUCCUCAGCAUCGGCUUCCAGUGAUGGUGAUAAUGGUUGCAGCCGUGGGACCCGUGAGCUACUCCUUC